GCUGCUGUGUGUGAGGUGCCACAUCGAAACGGAAUAUAAGUGUCGGAAAAAUGAGCAUCCUGCCGCUGAUCCUGCUGGAGUUGUUGGUCUUUGUGUCUUGUGCUCCUCCGCGAUGUGACCCAGGAAUUCGAGGACUGUGCAGGCCAGCAGUGGAAGAAAAACCCAAAUGCACCGAUGUCCUACUGUCCUACUGCGAUGACAUGCCCUACGUGCAAACCAUGUUCCCAAACAUCCUCGGGCACAAGACCCGUGAAGAGGCCGAGGCAGGCGCCGAGUACCUGCUCAUGAGCGUGGCUGAGUCUCUGCUCGGUUCAGAGUGCAACCCUGAAAUCCGUAUGCUGGGCUGCUCGGUGUUGACUCCACGCUGCGAGAGGGAGAAGGUGCUGAAGCCCUGCCGCACCACCUGUGAGGCGGUGCGUAAAAGAUGCAGCCAUGCUUUUGAUGCGAUAGAGAUGGCUUGGCCCUACUUCCUGGACUGUGAUCGCUUUUUUGUCAGUGACCAAGAAGGAUGUUAUGACCCACUGGAAGGCCUCAAAGACCAGGAUUUGGAGGCUGUUGACAGCAUGGAGAUUUUUCUUCAUGAGGAUCCCGCUAGCUCGAUUCAGUUCAAAUAUCACUCCAACGCUCAGAUGAUCAGUGUCUUGAAGAAAACCGAGGAACAAUGCUCCGACAUAGCCAAGACCUACAGCAUCGGACGCAGCAUGGAGGGCAGGGAGCUGCUCGUGAUCGAGUUCUCAAACAACCCUGGCCAACAUGAACUGCUCGAACCAGAGAUGAAGUACAUUGGCAACAUGCACGGGAAUGAAGUCCUGGGCCGCCAGCUGCUGAUCUACUUGGCUCAGUACCUGUGCUCAGAGUAUCAGCUGGGGAACGAACGCAUCCAGACCCUCAUCAACACCACCCGCAUCCAUAUUCUGCCCUCCAUGAACCCUGACGGAUACGAGCUGGCAGUUUCUGGAGGCCAGGACAAUAACGACGGUGAUGAGGAGGGUCAUCAAUAUGACACUUGGAACGUCGGUCGAAACAACGCUCAGAACAUCGACCUGAACAGAAACUUCCCUGACUUAACUUCCAUCGUUUACAACCGGCGCAGACAAAAGGGCUACCGCACUGACCACGUCCCAAUCCCAGACUAUUACUGGUUUGGUAAGGUCGCACCAGAGACGUACGCUGUCAUGAAAUGGAUCCGCUCCAUCCCGUUUGUGCUCUCUGCUAACUUCCACGCCGGAGACCUGGUGGUGUCGUACCCCUACGAUCUGUCAAAGCACCCUCUGGAACGCAACAUGUUCUCCCCAACACCGGACGAUCAGGUUUUCAAGUUUCUGGCCAGGAUAUAUGCAGACGCCCACGAAACAAUGUCCAGUGAAAACGCCCAGUGUGGACCGUCUCGUACUCACGGUCAGAAAGGGAUCAUUAAUGGAGCACAGUGGGCGAGCCUUGCAGGAGGUAUGCAAGACUUCAACUAUCUCCACACCAACUGUUUUGAAGUGGCCGUGGAGCUGGGUUGUGAUAAAUUCCCCCCUGAAGAGGAGCUGUACAUCGGCUGGCAUGAGAACCUCGAGGCUUUGCUCACAUUUAUGGAGGCAGCCCAUCGUGGUAUCAAAGGCAUUGUAACAGAUGAGGAGGGAAAUGGGAUAAAAGGUGCACGGAUAUCAGUCAGAGGGAUACGGCACGAUAUUACCACAGCUGAAAAUGGCGAAUACUGGCGCCUCCUCCACCCUGGCAUCCACAUCGUGACCGUCUCGGCGCCCGGCUACACCCGAUCCAUGAAGAAACUCCGCCUGCCUCCUCGCAUGCUCAAAGCAGGCAGAGUGGACUUUGUGUUGCAGAAAGCUGCACCAGAGCCUGGCGUGGAGGAGGAGGAUCACACCAUCCUGUCCAUGGGCACCUAUGAUCGCUUUGACCCUUAUAACCAGUAUGAGCGCUACACCCUGAUGGCUGAUUUGAGCCAGGUCCGUGAGGAGAGAUCAGAAAAACCCUGGUGGUGGAGCUACUUUGUCCUGCCAGGUGAACCUACACCCACCUGGCUGCUAAAACACUAUUAGAUCUUUAAUGAGAGGAGUAGUUUCUCUUCAUGCAACAUACACACAAGCCAUGUGCUGCUUUAUUUUGUUGUUACACAGCAGAAAUGUGUAAAGUUAGCUGGCUGGCCUUCAUGUUAACUUUCACACUUGUACCAACAAGUGCUCAGCGUGUUCAUAGUGAAACCAAGUGCCUUUAAUCCACAGUGAGAGUCAGACAGGAUUUUGCUGAGGGCUUUAAGCCUCUAAGCUUUUGCCUUUACAAUCAGACAGCUUCAGUAUACAACCAUGAUGAAAUGCAAGGAUGUUAAAGACGCAUAUUUGUAUUUUCCAACAGUAUUACAGCAGAAAUAAAGAAUUUUUAUAUGGUCACAAUAUGAUUCCUCCCAGCUACAUAUAACCUAAUAUAUCUUCUUAACCUCACAUUAAAGGUUUUUUUUGG
Molecule: messenger RNA, 2463 nt
Organism: Toxotes jaculatrix (banded archerfish)
Lineage: Eukaryota; Metazoa; Chordata; Actinopteri; Toxotidae
Product: carboxypeptidase Z-like
Exons: 11
Coding region: 51-2045 (664 amino acids)
Biological process (GO): proteolysis
Molecular function (GO): metallocarboxypeptidase activity; protein binding; zinc ion binding
Source: RefSeq, a predicted model, not a curated record